AUGCCAAGCACUGGCUACUACUUAUUGGUACGGCAGUUGGUGUUGCUGCUGGUGUCCCAUGCUCUUCUUUUUUCUUUUUCUUUUUUCUUUGCGCUGAUUCUUGCCUUCGUUGCUGCCAACUCUCUCACGUGCCAAAGCGUCAAGCCCACAAGCGAUGGACGGCCCUCCAUCCAUACCUGCCCCCGUCAUGACAUGGUCCCGGCGCGCGGGUCGUUGGAUUGGGGCGACCUUGAGACAAAGAGGGGACUUAAAGUGGCAACGACAAUGUAUAAAGGAGCAGACAACAAAGAAAAGCAGCAUGUACCUGAUGUGACUUGUAGACUGGCUUACUGGACCGGGUUUCGAAUGAACUUUGGGGCUAUCCGAUGUGUGACCAACAAGCCAAGCCAAUACGGGGUGUCCCGUCGACAGACAAGUGAGAUGGAGGUGCGCUGGUCCCUUUUGGGUCCGUGUCAGUGGUUGGCGGCUCAAUGA
Molecule: messenger RNA, 474 nt
Organism: Colletotrichum truncatum
Lineage: Eukaryota; Fungi; Ascomycota; Sordariomycetes; Glomerellales; Glomerellaceae
Source: RefSeq, a predicted model, not a curated record